UCGUGUGAAGGGUGUUUUCAGACCACUAAAAGGUUUGGUGGGGACUUUGGUUCGCUGACCCCGUGGUUAUUCUUUUAGUAUAAGAAGGGAGGUCUGCUGGGAGCCUCGUUCAGAAGCUCCUGCGAGAGCCGGUACUGCUAGGACGAGCUUAAACACGACCAUGAAGGACCUCAAGGGAAAGGUUGCCCUCGUAACAGGAGCUGCUACUGGUUUCGGAAAAGCGAUCGUCGAUCUUCUUCUUGGCAGAGGAUGCAAGGUAGCUCUUCUGGACAUGGACUGCAAUGUGGGCAAGCAGACAACCGCGGAGUUCCAGGCUAAGUAUGGGAAGGACUGCUGUAUCUUCCUGAAAUGUGACGUCACAGACGAUCAGGAACUUGACGACUGCUUCUGCCGGACCCGCGCCCACUUCUGCGGCCUCGACAUCGUGAUCAACAACGCCGGCAUCGCUGGCGAGGCUAAGUGGAAAAAGAUAUUCGCCAUAAAUGCCGAAGCCGUCUUCAGUGGAAUCCUUCUCGGCUUGAAGUACAUGGGAAAGGACAACGGCCAGAAAGGCGGUCACAUCAUCAACGUCGCGUCAGUCGCUGGCCUCAGAGUGAUGCCCACGAUCCCGGCAUACAACGCGGCCAAGACGGCUGUUGUUGCCAUGACGAGAGCUUUCGGGGAUGACCUCUACCUGAAUCGUCACGGAGUCAGGGUGAACUGCAUCUGCCCCGAGCCGAUGAACACGCCUAUGUGGUGGGGGAUAUCCGCCUUCUGCAAGACCCGCGAAGACACCACCCCAAUGGCCCUGGAUUACGACAAGCGUGUUAUGCCUGUCGAGCACGUGGCCAGGGGUAUUCUGACGCUCUUGGAAGACGAGAAGAACGGCGCUGCUUUGGCUGCGCUCCACGGCCAAGAGUUACAUUAUUUCCAGUUCCACGACUAUAAGAUUAGCCUCUCGGGCAGGCAAACUAAAAUACAUCAGAGCCUGGCGUGGCGACUGGCAUCGCAGCAGAAGCAGAAGCAGCUAAGAAACGACAUCACGAGUAGGACCGGACAUCGCCUUAACACUAUGAAGGACUUCAGCGGCAAGGUGGCCCUUGUCACGGGAGGGGCCAUGGGCCUUGGACGAGGCAUCGUUGAAUCCCUGUUGCAGAAGGGUUGCAAGGUGUCCAUACUGGACAUCGACGAACCCAUGGGCAAGCAGACGACCGCCGACAUGGUGAAGAAAUUUCCCAACUCAAACUGCGUAUUCUACAAGUGUGAUGUCAGCAACGAGGCCCAGUUCGAAGAUGGCUUUAAGAAGACCAAGAACCACUUUGGAUGCAUUAACAUUGUUGUCAACAACGCCGGUAUUGCUGGUGAAGACAACUGGCGAAAACUAUUCUCCGUGAACCUCGAAGCCUACUUUUCCGGCAUCCUUCUCGGAUUGAAAUACAUGGACAAAUCUAAGGGCGGCAAAGGAGGACACAUCGUCAACGUGUCAUCAGUAUCAGGCAUCUACGUGUUCCCGCAGCUUCCAGCGUACAACACAUCGCAAGCCGCCAUCGUCACUAUGACCAGAUGCUUCGGAUCGGACAUGUACUACAACCGCACCGGCGUCAAGGUCUACUGCAUCUGCCCAGACCCUAUCGACACCAAACUCUGGGCCCAGCUGUCGGACUACUGCCGAAUGUCCGAGGAUACCGUUGAGUUCGCCCACGUCUACGAUACUCGGAUUCAGCAGCCCGUCGUAGUGGCGCACGCCAUCAUCCAACUCCUGGAAGACGAACGCAACGGCGGCACCAUGUUGUGCCUGCACAAGAUUGGAAACAAAUACCACGAGUUCCCGGCCCUGCCGAAUCCAUGAAUGACCCCACUCUUUCUUUCUUUUUUUUUU
Molecule: messenger RNA, 1858 nt
Organism: Rhipicephalus sanguineus (brown dog tick)
Lineage: Eukaryota; Metazoa; Arthropoda; Arachnida; Ixodida; Ixodidae
Exons: 15
Coding region: 161-1828 (555 amino acids)
Cellular component (GO): cytoplasm
Molecular function (GO): oxidoreductase activity, acting on the CH-OH group of donors, NAD or NADP as acceptor
Source: RefSeq, a predicted model, not a curated record